This is a messenger RNA of Clunio marinus, 225 nucleotides long. NCBI's taxonomy places the organism in Eukaryota, Metazoa, Arthropoda, Insecta, Diptera, Chironomidae. The record is from the annotation of a GenBank genome assembly.
AUGAAUAAAAAAUCAUUAUUUACUUUUGCCAUAGAAAAACAAAAUAAUCUCCUUAUAAUAAGCAGGCAUUUGGUAACUUUGCCUUUUUUACCGCCUCUGCGUAUUAGACUUGUGAUGGAAGAAAAAGAAGCAAUAAAGCCAGAAGAGUUUGAAAAUUCAAUUACGAUGACCCAUGUCAGCAGACUUGAAGUGAGUAGAGUUAGACGUAAAAGAAGAAAUUAUUGA